Molecule: messenger RNA, 1335 nt
Organism: Entamoeba histolytica HM-1:IMSS
Lineage: Eukaryota; Evosea; Mastigamoebida; Endamoebidae
Exons: 2
Coding region: 1-1335 (444 amino acids)
Biological process (GO): glycogen catabolic process
Cellular component (GO): cytoplasm
Molecular function (GO): glycogen phosphorylase activity; pyridoxal phosphate binding
Source: RefSeq, a predicted model, not a curated record
AUGAUUGGAUUUUUAACAACCCUAAGAACUGUUAAUGAACGGAACUUUUUAGGAGAAUUAAAUUCGAUUUCAAUGCAAAAAUCCUCAUCAAGUGAAGGAGUUUCUCAUGUUAGAAGAUCUAUUUCAUUAAACAAGUUAAAGAAUCAAUUUGCUGAUGCUGCUGAAGCAGAACAUUUUACUAAUGAAUCAGAUUCUGAAAAAUAUAAUAAUUUGUGGGACUAUUGCUCUUUAUAUUUAUCUAAAGAUGUUGAAACUAUUAAACAACAAAUUGCUAAUCAUAUUGAAUAUACAUUAGCAUGUCAACGAUUUGAUUUUAAAACAAAAUCACUCUUUACAGCAACAGCUAUUUCUUUAAGAGAGAGAAUGACUGAAUAUUGGAAUGAUACACAUCAAUAUUUUAGAGAAAUUCAAACAAAAAGAAUGUAUUAUCUUUCAAUUGAAUAUCUUAUUGGUCGUUCAUUAAUGAAUGCUAUUUGUAAUCUUGGAUUAGAAAAUGAAUAUAGAGAUGUUGUUUCCCAAUUUGGUUCAUCUCUUGAAGAAUUAUAUGAAUAUGAAAAUGAUGCUGCACUUGGAUCAGGAGGACUUGGAAGACUUGCAGCAUGUUUCCUUGAUUCACUUGCUACAAUGAAUCUUCCAGCAUGGGGAUAUGGUAUUAGAUAUCAAUAUGUUGCUGAUAUAGUUAAUAAUGAUAAAACUAUAGAUAAUAUGUUAAAGAUUGUUUUCAUUCCAAAUUAUAGUGUUUCAUUAGCAGAAGUUAUUAUUCCAGCAAAUGAUAUUAAUGAACAAAUCUCAACUGCUGGAUAUGAAGCAUCAGGAACAUCAUGUAUGAAAUUCUGUAUGAAUGGAGGACUUAUUAUUGGUACAUGGGAUGGUGCUAAUGUUGAAAUUGCAGAAGAGAUUGGAGAAGAAAAUAUGUUUAUGUUUGGAGCUAAGAAGAAUGAAGUUGAAUUAAUUAGACAACAAGGAACAAGCUAUAUUGAUGAAAGACUUUAUGAUGUCUUAAAAGCUAUUUCUGGAGGUAUGUUUGGAGCUGCUGAUUGGUUUAAUAAACUUAUUGGACAAUUCUGGGGUGGUAAUGACUAUUAUUUAGUUGCACAUGACUUUGCUUCAUACCUUGAAGCACAAAUGAAAGUUGAUGCUACUUGGAAAAAACCACAAGAAUGGAAUCAUAAAUGUGUUAUGUGUGUAUCUAAGAUGGGUAAAUUCUCAUCUGAUAGAUCUAUGAAAGAAUAUGCAGCUAAUGUAUGGAAUAUUCAUCCUUGUCCAUUACCAGAAACUGACAUGAAUGAUAUGAUGGAUAUUGCAAAGAAACAAUUAUUGCCAGAAAAGAAAUAA